Messenger RNA from Salvelinus sp. IW2-2015, 541 nucleotides. Its product is annotated as cation channel sperm-associated auxiliary subunit beta-like. Lineage: Eukaryota; Metazoa; Chordata; Actinopteri; Salmoniformes; Salmonidae. The record is from RefSeq and is a predicted model, not a curated record. Gene Ontology annotation, cellular component: cilium; CatSper complex.
AUGUCUCCCAACAGCCAAUCAGUGACCACGAAUGGAUCCACACGGACCAGUGAUCACAUGGAAAACAAGAGGCUCCUCAACCUGCCUGUGAACUACCGGCCUCCCUCCCAACUAGGUGUUUUAAUCCCGACCACAGACAAUAUCUAUAACGCUGACCCAAGUCAUCCCCACCCCAGACAGCACUACCCCAUCUCCAAGAACUCUGGUCGGUAUAAGCAGUGUGCAGGGAAAAGGUCAGCAGAGGAAUGUGGCUGUACAGACAGACUGAAAGUCUCUCCUCUAGCCAUCAACUCUGACUGCAGACAGAGGUCUUUCCCAUGUCCUCUGUGUUGUACUGUAGUGCUGAGCUAACGUUUCCUGUGACUGACUUCAACAUCACCUUGUUCCUAGGAGAAACCAACCACGCUGACCACCCGCUCUGCUCUCCUUACUUUGUUACUGUCACGGAGGUCAACAACCGGACCAGCUGAGGUCACAGGUCAGUCUCAUCCCAGAAGGCUUUGCAAUAUAAGGAUGAUUUAAAGAUGGAAUCAGCAUUAGG